Molecule: messenger RNA, 1208 nt
Organism: Suillus subaureus
Lineage: Eukaryota; Fungi; Basidiomycota; Agaricomycetes; Boletales; Suillaceae
Exons: 2
Coding region: 128-892 (254 amino acids)
Source: RefSeq, a predicted model, not a curated record
CUGAUCAAGAUAUUUCUCAUGUGAUAUUAAAUGACGACAACUUUCACAGGUCGGUGACCCGAGAUACUCAAAGUUUCUGAGGUUAUAAAUACCAGAAUCACAUUGCAAGUACAGCUGCUUGCUCUCAAUGCAACCCAUCAUCCUGUACGAUAUCCCAUCCAAGCUUCCAACGAAGAAAUGGGCGCCCAACCCAUCAAAGACGAGAUUCUGUCUCGGCCACAAAAGCCUUCCUUAUGAAGUUAUCUGGGUAGAGUUUUGUGACAUCGCCGCAACCAUGGAAAGUAUUGGCGCAUCUCCAACAGCUGGGAAAAGGUACACCGUGCCAGUCAUUAAAGACCCAAACACUGGUGCAGUGGUCUCCGACUCCCAUGCAAUCGCCAAAUACUUCGACGAGACCUACCCUUCGGACAAACCGCUUAUACCCCACGGGACACACGUACUUAUGGAGACCUUCGAGACCCUAUUCAUCAACACAGUCAUGGCGCCGUCCUUCAGGCUUAUCAUGGCCAGAACUCUCGAGAUACAGAACGAUAUUAGCCGGGAAGCAUUCAUCAAAUCGCGGUUAAAGAUGGCCAGAGAAACACGCUGGGAAGAUAUGGCUCCUGAUGGGAAGGCGCAAGAGAUGUGGGCUGCAUUGAAGAAGAGCCUUGGUGUGGUGGAUGGGUGGUAUCAAAAGAGCGGGGGCAGGUGGAUUAUGGGAGAUACGUUCUCGUUCGCGGACAUCGUCGUGGCUUCUUGGCUAGCUUGGUGGAACGUUGUCUUGAACGAACAAGAACGCCGAGAGGUCAACGCUUUACACGGGGGAAGAUGGGCACGUCUUUUGGCAGAUGUGAAUGGCAAGUGCAACACAGAUUUAGGUUCCCUUGAGGAACAUAGACAUUCCCUCUUAUGAGUUUCAUGGAAUUCACUAGCUGUAGAAACAGUUGUGUUAGAUACCGAUAUUUAAUAUUUCUCAGAGUCAUAUAAGAUGUUGAAGACAUUAUCACGCACGUGACCGCGUUAACACCGCAAAAACGCGUCCGUGCUUGUCAUAAACGUAUCCCCAGCGAUGAAUUAUGAUUAUAGCUUCGGUAUGCACUGAGGCAAGAAUCCACGCAGAUAACUCAUAUUUCGCUAGACACCGAGGAAGAUUCUUCACAUGUACCCCCAGGUACCCUUCAAAAUCUUGCGGCAGAAAAGGAAGCUGAAAAGGCGGCAAAUUGUGCUAG